AUGUCCUCUUACGAUGGAUCGCGGUCCGCCCGCCAAUCGAAGCGGUACUCCAUGUCCGCGUUGUACAUGUCCAUGUCAGCGAACGAGACUGACCUUGAGAUUGAGGAUGACCUGGCCAAAGCCCAGAAAAUCCUUCGCGAGUUGAAGUCCAAGAUCUCCUCGCAAUCGAAAAAGAACUUCGUCCUCGAGAAAGACGUGCGAUAUCUCGAUUCCCGAAUUGCUCUUCUCAUUCAGAACCGAAUGGCGUUGGAGGAACAGAACGAGGUCGCUAGUCACCUUGAAGACGCCACCGAUAUGCAGGAGGGUGCGUUUCCUAACGACGACAAGACGCAAAAGUACGGCAAUCUGAUGUUCCUGCUGCAAUCCGAGCCAAGACACAUUGCGCACUUGUGCCGAUUGGUGUCCAUGUCGGAGAUCGACUCUCUGCUGCAGACUGUUAUGUUCACCAUCUAUGGAAACCAGUACGAGAGUCGCGAAGAGCAUCUGCUCUUGACCAUGUUCCAGUCUGUUCUCACAUACCAGUUCGAUAACACCCCCGAAUACUCGUCGCUUCUGCGCGCAAACACCCCAGUGUCGCGAAUGAUGACGACCUACACACGCAGAGGACCGGGUCAAAGUUUCCUCAAGUCAGUCCUGGCUGAUAGAAUCAACAGCCUGAUUGAGUUGAAGGAUCUCGAUCUGGAGAUUAACCCUCUUAAGGUUUACGAGCGCAUGAUUGAGCAGAUCGAGGAGGAUACCGGCACACUGCCAGCUUCGCUGCCCAAGGGCAUCACCGCUGAGCAGGCGGCCGAGAACCCGCAGGUCCAGGCCAUCAUUGAGCCGCGCCUGACGAUGCUCACCGAGAUUGCUAACGGCUUCUUGACGACCAUCAUUGACGGCCUCGAGGAGGCUCCCUACGGCAUUCGGUGGAUUUGCAAACAGAUCCGCAGCUUGACGAAGCGCAAGUACCCUGAUGCUAAUGACCAGGUUAUUUGUACUCUGAUCGGCGGCUUCUUCUUCCUGCGAUUCAUCAACCCUGCCAUCGUGACACCAAAGUCGUACAUGCUCAUCGACGGUCAGCCGGCCGAGCGACCGAGAAGAACACUGACAUUGAUUGCGAAAAUGCUGCAAAACUUGGCCAACAAGCCCUCGUACGCCAAGGAGCCGUACAUGGCUAAGCUGCAGCCAUUCAUUCACCAAAACAAGGAGCGCAUCAACAAGUUCAUGAUCGACCUGUGCGAAGUUGGAGAUUUCUACGAGAGCUUAGAGAUGGACAACUAUGUCGCUCUCUCGAAGAAGGACUUGGAGUUGUCCAUUACGUUGAACGAAAUCUACGCCAUGCAUGCACUGAUCGAGAAGCACAACGGAGAGCUUUGCAAGGACGAUAACUCACACCUGGGGAUCAUCAUGUCGGAACUCGGAGGUGCACCCGCGCAGGUUCCCCGCAAAGAGAAUCGCGUUAUCAAUCUUCCCCUCUUCAGCAGGUGGGAGACGGCAAUCGACGACCUGACUGCGGCACUCGACAUCACGCAAGAGGAAGUGUACUUUAUGGAAGCCAAGUCCGUCUUUGUGCAAAUUAUGCGGUCGAUUCCCUCCAACAGCAGUGUUGCGCGACGACCUUUGCGGCUGGAGAGAGUCGCUGACGCGGCGGCUACAAGCCGAAACGACGCAGUCAUGGUUCGCAAGGGUAUCAGGGCCAUGGAGUUGUUGUCGCAACUGCAGGAACUGAAGGUCAUCGAUAAGAGCGAUCAGUUCGGCUUGCUGCGUGACGAGGUUGAGCAGGAACUGCAACAUCUUGGAUCUCUCAAGGACGGUGUCAUUCAGGAGACGAGCAAGUUGGAGGAGGUCUAUAAAACCAUCCGCGACCAUAACACAUACCUCGUGGGCCAACUGGAGACGUACAAGAGCUAUCUCCACAACGUGCGGUCCCAGAGUGAAGGGACGAAGCGAAAGCAGCAGAAGCAGCAGGUCCUUGGGCCAUACAAGUUCACCCACCAGCAACUGGAAAAGGAGGGGGUUAUCCAGAAGAGCAACGUCCCAGAUAACCGGAGGGCCAACAUCUACUUUAACUUCACGAGCCCCCUGCCGGGAACCUUUGUUAUUUCUCUCCACUACAAGGGACGGAACCGCGGUCUCCUCGAGUUGGACCUCAAGCUUGACGACUUGCUUGAAAUGCAGAAGGACGGUCAAGACGACUUGGACCUCGAAUACGUCCAGUUCAACGUCACCAAGGUCCUCACUCUGUUGAACAAGCGAUUCGCAAGAAAGAAGGGUUGGUAA
Messenger RNA from Colletotrichum spaethianum, 2259 nucleotides. RefSeq names its product GTPase-activating protein. Gene Ontology annotation, cellular component: cell cortex. Gene Ontology annotation, molecular function: GTPase activator activity; protein binding. The record is from RefSeq and is a predicted model, not a curated record. Lineage: Eukaryota; Fungi; Ascomycota; Sordariomycetes; Glomerellales; Glomerellaceae. Gene Ontology annotation, biological process: regulation of GTPase activity; regulation of actin cytoskeleton organization. The transcript is spliced from 4 exons. The coding region runs from base 1 to 2259 and encodes 752 amino acids.